Molecule: messenger RNA, 4008 nt
Organism: Parnassius apollo (apollo)
Lineage: Eukaryota; Metazoa; Arthropoda; Insecta; Lepidoptera; Papilionidae
Source: the annotation of a GenBank genome assembly
AUGAGACUACGCCAAAUGAAGCGAUUCAAACGUGCAGACGAGGUGAAGGUAGCAUGGGCGCGAAAUUUAAGAAUUAUGUCCGAGGCAAUAGAGACACGCGAAACAGAGUGCGCCGAGCGGGGUCGAAGGCCUUUUUGGCCUCCUCCAGCACCCAGUCCUAGCCAUGAAAGUCUAAUGAAACGAGCUGAAGUUACCUACACUGAUGCAUCAGGAGUUGUAACAACACAACAAGUGCCUAUAAGAAUAAUAAACUCUGUUAACCCCAUUCCUACAAUGUACACUUGGGCACCAACGCAGAAAAACUUUAUGGUAGAAGAUGAAACAGUGCUUCAUAACAUUCCUUAUAUGGGUGAUGAGGUCUUGGAUCAGGAUGGCACAUUUAUUGAGGAGCUCAUUAAAAAUUACGAUGGAAAAGUGCAUGGUGAUAAAGAAGGAGGGUUUAUAGAUGACCAACUGUUUGUGGAUUUAGUUCAUGCAUUGAUGACUUAUCAGACAAAGGAUGAAGUUGCUGAAGAGAAAAAAGAGAGGGAGUUGCGUAAUUCUAAAGAAGAGAAAGAUAACGAUGCAAGUAAAGAGGCUAAGGAGAAAGAGAAAGAAAAGGAAGAAAACAAGGACAUUGAGAAGAAAACGGCCAGUGACAAACAAUUUCCAAUAUUCACCAUAUUCCAGGCAAUCAGCUCUCAGUUCCCUGACAAGGGUACUGCCCAGGAGCUCAGAGAAAAGUACGUAGAGCUGACAUCCCUACGCGACCCGGACGCUUUACCUCCCGAGUGUACGCCCAAUAUCGAUGGGCCCUUAGCAGAGUCUGUGUCCCGAGACCAGACCAUGCAUUCCUUCCAUACGCUGUUCUGCCGCCGCUGCUUCAAGUACGACUGCUUCCUGCACCGUUUGCAAGCGUGCCACCCUGGACCGAACAUGACCAAACGGAAGGGACCAGAUCUGAAACCAUUCUCUGAGCCAUGCGGUCCCAGUUGCUAUAUGAUGUUGGAAGGUAUGAGAGAGAAAUUAGCACGAGAAAAGGCAGCGGGUGAAGAAGAUAAGGGGAAGACUCAUGCCAUGGACUCUCCCAAUGAUGCGUCCUCGGAGGACAGCAACGAUAGCAACCGGUUCCAGAAAGGUAGUAACAGUAACUCGAGUAACAGCAACUGGAGCUCCAUGGGCUGCCAGAACAAGCCCGCAGACUCCACCGCGGACGCCGCGUAUAACGUACUGGGUCUGACGGUGGGAGACAUAGACUCUGAGUGGACGGGUUCGGACCAGUCGUUGUUUAGAGCUCUGCAUAAGGUGUUCCAUUCCAACUAUUGCGCCAUCGCUCAGGUCAUGCUGUCCAAGACGUGCCAACAGGUGUACGCGUACUGGAUCAACACGGGGCAGGAGGAGUGCCGCGUGGAGGCGGAUCUGACUCCCCCCAGGAAGAAGAAGAAGAAGCACCGGCUCUGGUCCGUGCACUGCCGCAAGAUACAGCUCAAGAAGGACUCCGCCUCGCAUCACGUCUACAACUACACGCCUUGCGACCAUCCGAACCAGCCGUGCGACAACAUGUGUCCGUGCUUACAGUCGCAGAACUUCUGCGAAAAGUUCUGCCAGUGCAGCAGCGACUGUCAGAAUCGGUUCCCGGGAUGCCGGUGUAAGGCGCAGUGCAACACGAAGCAGUGCCCUUGCUACCUGGGCGUACGCGAGUGCGACCCCGACCUGUGCGUGGCGUGUGGAGCUGACGCGCCCGCAGCACACAGCCAGACCGCGUACUGCCGCAACGUGUCCGUGCAGAGGUACCACAGCACACAGCCAGCACGCCUGCUGCCGCAACAUGUCCGUGCAGAGGUACCACAGCGCACAGCCAGUACACCUACUGCCGCAACGUCUCCGUGCACAGGUACCGCAGUACACAGCCUGCACACCUACUGCCGCAACGUCUCCGUGCAGAGUUACCACAGCGCACAGCCAGCACACCUACUGCCGCAACGUAUCCGUGCAGAGGUACCACAGCGCACAGCCAGCACGCCUACUGCCGCAACGUGUCCGUGCAGAGGUACCGCAGAACACAGCCUGCACGCCUACUGCCGCAACGUGUCCGUGCAGAGGUACCGCAGUACACAGCCUGCACGCCUACUGCCGCAACGUGUCCGUGCAGAGGUACCGCAGUACACAGCCUGCACGCCUACUGCCGCAACGUCUCCGUGCAGAGGUACCACAGCCGGUACACAGCCUGCACGCCUACGAAUCCUGCCGCAACGUGUCCGUGCAGAGCUACCUCAGUCCACAGCCUGCACGCCUACUGCCGCAACGUGUCCGUGCAGAGGUACCGCAGUACACAGCCUGCACGCCUACUGCCGCAACGUGUCCGUGCAGAGGUACCGCAGUACACAGCCUGCACGCCUACUGCCGCAACGUGUCCGUGCAGAGGUACCGCAGUACACGGCCUGCACGCCUACUGUCGCAACGUCUCCGUGGAGAGGUACCACAGCGCACAGCCAGUACACCUACUGCCGCAACGUGUCCGUGCAGAGGUACCGCAGUACACAGCCUGCACGCCUACUGUCGCAACGUGUCCGUGCAGAGAUACCACAGCGCACAGCCUGCACACCUACUGCCGCAACGUGUCCGUGCAGAGGUACCGCAGAACACAGCCUGCACGCCUACUGCCGCAACGUGUCCGUGCAGAGGUACCGCAGUACACAGCCUGCACGCCUACUGCCGCAACGUGUCCGUGGAGAGGUACCACAGCGCACAGCCAGUACGCCUACUGCCGCAACGUGUCCGUGCAGAGGAACCGCAGUACACAGCCUGCACGCCUACUGUCGCAACGUCUCCGUGGAGAGGUACCACAGCGCACAGCCAGUACACCUACUGCCGCAACGUGUCCGUGCAGAGGUACCGCAGUACACAGUUUGCACGCCUACUGCCGCAACGUGUCCGUGCAGAGGUACCGCAGUACACGGUCUGCACGCCUACUGCCGCAACGUGUCCGUGCAGAGGUACCGCAGUACACGGUCUGCACGCCUACUGCCGCAACGUCUCCGUGCAGAGGUACCACAGUGCACAGCCAGUACACCUACUGCCGCAACGUGUCCGUGCAGAGGUACCGCAGUACACAGUUUGCACGCCUACUGCCGCAACGUGUCCGUGCAGAGGUACCGCAGCACACAGUCUGCACGCCUACUGCCGCACACGUCUCCGUGCAGAGGUACCACAGUGCACAGCCAGUACACCUACUGCCGCAACGUGUCCGUGCAGAGGUACCGCAGUACACAGCCUUUGCACGCCUACUGCCGCAACGUCUCCGUGGAGAGGUACCACAGCGCACAGCCAGUACACCUACUGCCGCAACGUGUCCGUGCAGAGGUACCGCAGCACACAGUCUGCACACCUACUGCCGCAACGUGUCCGUGCAGAGGUACCGCAGUACACAGCCUUUGCACGCCUACUGCCGCAACGUCUCCGUGGAGAGGUACCACAGCGCACAGCCAGUACACCUACUGCCGCAACGUGUCCGUGGAGAGGUACCGCAGUACACAGCCUUCACGCCUACUGCCGCAACGUAUCCGUGGAGAGGUACCGCAGUACACAGCCUGCACGCCUACUGUCGCAACGGGUCUACAUAAGCAUUUACUUCUGGCGCCGUCCGAUGUGGCCGGUUGGGGCAUCUUCCUCAAGGAGGCUGCGCACAAGAACGAAUUCAUCUCGGAGUAUUGUGGGGAGAUCAUCUCGCAGGACGAAGCUGACAGGCGCGGAAAAGUCUACGACAAGUAUAUGUGCUCGUUUCUAUUCAAUCUUAAUAACGAUUUCGUGGUGGACGCAACGCGAAAAGGCAACAAGAUCCGUUUCGCGAACCACUCCAUCAACCCGAACUGCUACGCGAAGGUUAUGAUGGUGAACGGCGACCACCGCAUUGGCAUUUUCGCCAAGCGAGCCAUACAGCCAGGAGAGGAACUCUUCUUCGACUACAGAUAUGGACCAACGGAACAGCUCAAAUUUGUUGGCAUCGAGAGGGAAAUGGAAUUCUUAUGA